Molecule: messenger RNA, 2879 nt
Organism: Grus americana (Whooping crane)
Lineage: Eukaryota; Metazoa; Chordata; Aves; Gruiformes; Gruidae
Gene: CORO2B
Product: coronin 2B
Exons: 14
Coding region: 172-1770 (532 amino acids)
Biological process (GO): actin filament organization
Molecular function (GO): actin filament binding
Source: RefSeq, a predicted model, not a curated record
GAGUUGGUCUGCAGAGCCUCGAGCAUCGCCGUGAAAAGCCCCAGGAGCAAAACCGCCCGGGGAGAGGCUGUGCUGGGGCAGUGCUGGAGCAGCCGAGACAUCGCCUGAGUUGCUGAGAGCAGAGAAAUAGGGUUAAACCCUUCAGAGCCGAGCCCGGAUUGGGGUCCCGCUAUGGCACGCAGCUGGGCCGAGGAGCACCUGCUUUUCCCUGAGCCCCGCAUCCGUUCCUGGGUGUCAGGAGGCGCCCGACGAGCCCGUGGAGCAGAGCAGGGCAGAGCUCUUGUCGAGUCAAUGAGAGACCUCCACAAGUCUAGCGUGCUGGGAAGCAAGCACGGCAGCCUGAUGUCAUGGCGCCCGCAGUACCGCAGCUCCAAGUUUCGGAACGUCUACGGGAAGGUGGCGAGCCGGGAGCACUGCUUCGACGGCAUCCCCAUCACCAAGAACGUCCACGACAACCACUUCUGCGCCGUCAACGCCCGCUUCCUCGCCAUCGUGACGGAGAGCGCCGGCGGGGGCUCCUUCCUCGUCAUCCCCCUCGAGCAGACAGGCCGGAUCGAACCAAACUACCCCAAAGUCUGUGGUCACCAGGGCAAUGUGCUGGACAUCAAGUGGAAUCCCUUCAUUGAGAACAUCAUCGCGUCGUGCUCCGAAGACACCUCGGUGCGGAUCUGGGAGAUCCCCGAGGGCGGCCUGAAGAGGAACAUGACAGAGGCCGUCCUGGAGCUGUACGGGCACAGCCGGCGCGUCGGCCUCGUUGAGUGGCACCCCACCACCAACAACAUCCUCUUCAGCGCCGGCUAUGACUACAAGGUCCUCAUCUGGAACCUGGACAUCGGGGAGCCGGUGAAGAUGAUCGACUGCCACACGGACGUCAUCCUCUGCAUGUCCUUCAACACCGACGGCAGCCUCCUGGCCACCACCUGCAAGGACAAGAAGCUGCGGGUCGUGGAGCCGCGUUCCGGCAGGGUCCUGCAGGAGGCCAGCUGCAAGAACCACCGCGUCAACCGGGUGGUCUUCCUGGGCAGCACGAAGCGGCUGCUGACGACGGGGGUGUCGCGCUGGAACACGCGGCAGAUCGCCCUCUGGGACCAGGAAGACCUGUCCAUGCCCCUGAUAGAGGAGGAGAUCGACGGGCUGUCGGGUCUCCUCUUCCCUUUCUACGACGCCGACACUCACAUGCUGUACUUGGCUGGCAAGGGUGACGGCAACAUUCGCUACUACGAGAUCGGCUCGGAAAAGCCCUACUUGAGUUAUCUCAUGGAGUUUCGCUCCCCGGCGCCGCAAAAAGGACUGGGGGUGAUGCCGAAGCACGGGCUGGACGUGUCGGCCUGCGAGGUCUUCCGUUUCUACAAGCUUGUCACCCUCAAGGGGCUGAUCGAACCCAUCUCCAUGAUCGUGCCGAGGAGGUCGGAGACGUACCAAGAGGACAUUUACCCGAUGACUCCGGGUACGGAGCCAGCUCUCACGCCGGAUGAAUGGCUGAGCGGGGUGAACAGAGAUCCCAUCCUGAUGUCGCUGAAGGAGGGCUACAAGAAGACAUCCAAAAUCGUCUUUAAGGCACCGGUGAGGGAGAAGAAGAGCGUCGUCGUUAACGGCAUAGACCUGCUGGAGAACGUGCCGCCCCGGACGGAGAACGAGCUCCUUCGGAUGUUCUUCCGGCAGCAGGACGAGAUCCGGCGGCUGAAAGACGAGCUCUCGCAGAAAGACAUACGGAUCCGACAGCUACAGCUGGAGUUAAAAAACUUACGUAACAGCCCGAAGAAUAAUUAACUUCCAGGGACGUUUUAUAAAUAAACUUUCUUUGUUUAUACUCGCUCUUUAAUUUUAUUGUAUCCACUUACACAGAAUAUGAGCCAGAAAUCAAGUGACCUGCCAAGAGCCCACUCGCUAACUGGAAAUACGUCCUCCUAGUCGUGUCUAGCACUAAACCCGCUAUAACCGAGAGCUACUGCAUGAGAGGCGGCUGGGGCGUCCGUCUGCCCCGGCCACGGUCUUGGAGUAAGUAGACGAGCAGCAUCCCCUCCGUCGGGAUUAACCGGCACGGGGAAGCCGAGGCGGCGGCGACUCCCCAGGAAAGCGCGAUGCUUCGUUGCUAUUAAUUUUUUUUUUUUUUUCCUAUGCAAAAAUGUGACAGCGGGUGCAGAACUGGAACGGGGUGCGGGAAGGGUUUAAUUCACAAAAGCACGCUGCCGCGGCGGGAGCCGGGGACCCUUCCCGUGGCAGCGGCUGUGGCACAGCCGGGCAGGCUCCGGCACGGGCCGGGCUUUGGCGGGAGCAGCCUGGGAAUGUCCCGGGGCUACAGCCUGGGGAAGGGAGCUGCUCCACGUGUGUGCGUGCAUCCGUGCACACACACCGCUAUCCUUCUUUACAUUAAAAAAAAAAAAAAUAAAAAGAGGCUGCAUUUCCUAACUGGAGAGGGAUUUUUUUGGCUCCCUCCACCUCUGCAAAAAGGCACUCGCCCUCCUCCUUUCCGCUGGGAUGCACGCUGGUGCCACGGGGACGGGGGGAGGAUGCCACCCCGCUCGCCCCAGGGUCCCCGGGCAGAGACAUGACGCUGCCCCGAGGGAUGGACCCGGCGUGUGCUGGAGCUGUGCGGGUGCUCGAUGGGCUCCGCACGCGUGUACAAUCACAGGGUUUUUGUGGAUUAGGCCUGUGGCACAGGGAACGACACCAAAUACUGCUAGUUUACCUAUAUAUAUGUCUAUUUUCACUAAAUCGAGUUGCCGACCUGCCCAGCACCACCAGUGCAACAGUUUCUCCUCUCUGUUAAUUUACAUUGUGCCCCGCUCCCGCUGCUUCCCCCUCUUGGUUCCAUGUGCUGUCAUUGCCUAUUAUUUAUGCUACCACGGAAUAGCGAUGAAAUAAAAUGUUUUCAAGAU